Messenger RNA from Ictalurus furcatus (blue catfish), 1208 nucleotides. Its product is annotated as dexamethasone-induced Ras-related protein 1-like. The transcript has 2 exons. Gene Ontology annotation, molecular function: GTP binding; GTPase activity. The record is from RefSeq and is a predicted model, not a curated record. NCBI's taxonomy places the organism in Eukaryota, Metazoa, Chordata, Actinopteri, Siluriformes, Ictaluridae. The coding region runs from base 1 to 792 and encodes 263 amino acids.
AUGAUUAAGAAAAUGUCUCCGUCCGAGCAUGACUUCGACAUCCCAGCUAAGAACUGCCACCGCAUGGUCGUGCUCGGAUCCACAAAAGUGGGCAAGACGGCGAUCAUCUCUCGCUUUCUGAACGAGCGCUUUGAUGAUCAGUACACGCCGACCAUCGAGGACUUCCACCGCAAGUUUUACAGCAUACGCGGAGACGUCUAUCAGCUGGACAUCCUGGACACGUCCGGAAACCACCCAUUUCCUGCCAUGAGGAGACUCUCCAUCCUGACAGGUGAUGUUUUCGUCCUGGUGUUCAGCUUGGACAAUCGAGCCUCUUUCCAGGAGGUGCAGCAACUCAAGAGGCAAAUCUUCGAGACCAAGUCAUGUCUAAAGACCAAGACGAAGGAGAGCGCCGAUGUGCCGCUGGUCAUCUGUGGCAACAAGUGUGAUCGUGAGUUCACUCGCGAGGUUUCAGAUGACGAGAUCUCUCGACUGGUGGCGGGGGACGAGCGCUGUGCCUAUUUCGAGGUAUCGGCCAAGCGCAACACUAAUGUGGAUGUCAUGUUUCACGCUCUCUUCUCCAUGGCCAAACUGCCUGACGAGAUGAGCCCAGAUCGGCACCGCAAGGUCUCACUGCAAUGUGGUGAUGUAUUGCACAGAAAAUCCCUGCGCAAUCGUAAGUUCAAGGACGGAGGUGAUGCGUAUGGCAUCGUGGCUCCCUUCGCAAGGCGGCCAAGUGUGCACAGCGAUCUCAUGUACAUUAAGGAGAAAGCCUUACAUCAAGGCACCAAGGAUCGCUGUGUCAUUUGCUAAACAGACUAAUUGGACUCUGAAUUUGAACACUCCAGAGCAGCAUGACAGUACAGGUCGGUUCUGUCGUCUCGCUUCAUAAAACGGCAACACUAGCACGUGCCACUUUUGGUUCCAUGCCGCGAUUCGUGAGACCCGAAUUUUAGGGUUUGAUCACAUGGUGGUGGUGCAAGCAAACAAGUUGGAGAUUCUUCAACAAACCUGCUGUAAGCAUUUUGCCGAUAAGACUUUCCCGACCAACAAGCUCGCUGUGACACAUGAGCACUUUGUUUACGGUUUGCUAUAAUAUUUUAUUUAAAAAAAGAAAAAAAUGCAAUGAACUCGAAUGUCUGUGGCAUUGUGAACAAAAUACAUGAAUGUUUAUUUAUUCUUCUAUGUAAGCGUUUACUUUUGCUACAAAAAAUAAAAGAUGAAUCAAA